AUGUGCCUCGCGAUGAAGCAGCUGGAGUGGGCGGAGGUCUGCCGGCGGCUGCUGAGGGCGGAGAGGAGCGAGCCCGAGCGGAAGAUGCAGAAGUUCCCCUCGCGGGAGCGCAACCACGCGGUGCGCAGGAAGAACAACAACAACAAUUUCCGGUCGCACGCCAACUGCGAGACCUGCGCCAGGGUGGCGGCGGAACAGGACAGG
Messenger RNA from Iphiclides podalirius (scarce swallowtail), 204 nucleotides. Lineage: Eukaryota; Metazoa; Arthropoda; Insecta; Lepidoptera; Papilionidae. The record is from the annotation of a GenBank genome assembly.